Messenger RNA from Mercenaria mercenaria, 2369 nucleotides. Its product is annotated as inositol-3-phosphate synthase 1-A-like. Gene Ontology annotation, molecular function: inositol-3-phosphate synthase activity. The record is from RefSeq and is a predicted model, not a curated record. Gene Ontology annotation, cellular component: cytoplasm. NCBI's taxonomy places the organism in Eukaryota, Metazoa, Mollusca, Bivalvia, Venerida, Veneridae. Gene Ontology annotation, biological process: phospholipid biosynthetic process; inositol biosynthetic process. The transcript has 7 exons. The coding region runs from base 166 to 1803 and encodes 545 amino acids.
UAUUGAAUUUAGCGAUCACCUGAUCCUAACCAAGGUUAAAAAUAACUUCUCAUGUGGCGUGAUCGUUUGACUGCUGGUCUCUUUAUUUAAAGUAAAACGCAGUGUUUUGAUUUAAAAAAGAAAAGAAAAAGAAAAUAAACACGGUUUUAUCAGAGAGACAAAAAGAUGGCAUCUCCUAUAAAGAUAGAAAGCCCUUCAGUACGGUACACACCGGACUUUAUCGAAGCUGACUAUAACUACACGAAUACCACCGUCCGUCAAGACGCUAAAGGGACGUAUAUUGCGACGCCAACAAAUACAAAAUAUACUUUCAGAACAAAGAGAAAGGUACCUAAGUUCGGACUGAUGCUGGUUGGUCUUGGUGGCAAUAACGGCAGCACGGUGACAGCCGCAAUCUUAGCCAAUAAACACAAAAUGUCAUGGCAUACCAAGGAAGGAAUAAAACAUGCCAAUUAUUUAGGUUCAAUCACUCAAGCCAGUACUGUUUGUUUAGGAACCGGACCCGAAGGAGAAAUUUAUGUGCCAUUAAAAGACAUGCUUCCCAUGGUUGACCCAGAUGAUAUAGUAAUUGAUGGUUGGGAUAUCUCUUCUCUAAACCUUGCCGAUGCAAUGGAACGAGCUCAAGUUUUAGAUUAUAACCUCCAAGUACAGCUGCGUCCAUAUAUGGAAAGAAUCAAGCCACGCCCCUCUGUUUACUUCCCAGACUUCAUUGCUGCCAAUCAGGCGGAUCGCGCUGACAACGUUAUCAAUGGACCAAAACAAGAAUUACUGACAAAAAUUAGACAAGAUAUAAGGGACUUUAAAACAACUAGUGGCGUUGACAAAGUGAUCGUGUUAUGGACAGCAAAUACUGAAAGAUACAGUGAACUUAUACCAGAAGUUAAUGGAAACGCAGAAAUCUUACUGAACAGCAUUAAAGCCAACGAGAGUGAAAUUUCGCCAUCUACGUUGUUCGCAGUGGCCAGCAUUCUUGAAGGGGUAACAUAUAUCAACGGUUCCCCUCAAAAUACAUUUGUACCAGGAGUUCUGGAACUGGCAGAGAAGAAGAAAGUCUACAUUGCCGGGGACGAUUUCAAAUCUGGACAGACAAAAUUAAAGUCUGUAUUGGUAGAUUUCCUAGUCAGCGCGGGUAUCAAGCCCAGGUCCAUAGUCAGCUACAACCAUCUUGGGAACAAUGAUGGAAAGAAUCUUAGCGUCCCGCAGACGUUCCGAUCUAAAGAGAUUUCAAAAAGCAACGUUGUAGAUGACAUGGUAGAUUCCAACAACAUUCUUUACCCAGAUGGUAGACGUCCUGACCACUGUGUCGUUAUCAAGUACAUCCCACACGUUGGUGACAGCAAAAGGGCAAUGGAUGAAUAUACCUCUGAAAUCAUGAUGGGUGGCUCAAACACUCUAGUUAUUCAUAACACGUGCGAAGAUUCUCUACUGGCUAGUCCUCUGAUAAUUGAUCUAGUCAUACUAGCUGAAGUUUUCGAACGAAUUCAGUACAGAACUGAAGAUAGCAAGGAAUUCCACAGUUUUAAUUCUGUUCUAUCAAUUCUGAGCUAUUUGUGCAAAGCACCACUUGUCCCCCGCGGUACACCCGUUGUAAACUCACUCUUCCGCCAAAGAAGUUGUAUUGAAAAUGUUUUACGCGCAUGCGUGGGUUUGGCUCCAACCAAUCACAUGCUUCUAGAGUAUAAGCAUGAGCAGGUUGUUCAAAAACACACAAACAAACAAACCGUUCCAAGCAAAGCAGCAAAUGGUAUUACACAAGAAACUAAUGGACAUGUCCGACAUUCGUCAGAUGAAAUUGAAAAAUAGCUUUCUUUCCUGCAAGAAAUAGGCAAUGACAUAAUUAUACAACAAUGCAAAAAUAAAUUAUUUAUAAUUUCUUUAUAUAAAAUAUCAAUUAUGUUAUCAUUAAGAACAUCGACUCGAACUUGUUUGGAAGCCAGUUUAAUGCAGUUCAGAAUAAAUACAGUAUCAAUGAGUUUGCACUUCACUCUUACUUACAUAUUAAAAAAAUCAGUUUUGUUAAUGAUUAAAUCUUGAGGUCCAGUGAAUAUACUGAUUUGGGUUUAAGACCAUAAGUGAUAAACUCGGUGUGUUUUGCAUAAUACAAGUGUAUAUGUGGAAGUGUUGCAGCAUAUGCUUCGAUUUGCUGAAGCAUCGCAAGCAUAAAGCCAUAACUUCAAAAGUAAAGGCAUUUUUAGAACAUUAACAGUUACUGUUCUAUGAGAAAAACUGCUUCUUUGUGAAAUAUGAUAUUUAUUUUGAUAUGAUUUAUAUUCAUUUAUAUGAUAUUUAUGUGUUUAACACUGAACUUAGGUUGAAUUUAUAUAUUUUUAUACUAUGAAUAAAUCGUAAAAUAAAAUAUUUCAUCCUAA